This is a messenger RNA of Chenopodium quinoa (quinoa), 1156 nucleotides long. RefSeq lists its product as uncharacterized. The transcript has a single exon. Lineage: Eukaryota; Viridiplantae; Streptophyta; Magnoliopsida; Caryophyllales; Amaranthaceae. Bases 301 to 648 code for a protein of 115 amino acids. The record is from RefSeq and is a predicted model, not a curated record.
UAUAAUUCUACUAUAUACACUCAUUCACACACCUUCUAUGAUAGUCACAAGCACUAAGCAAGUAGGCAAAAAGACCCACUACCAACAUCAACUUGCCAAUUUACAUGACUAAAAAAAGGCAAUGAAAGUCCCAUUUAAAAAGGAUCUUCCCCCCCUUCUUUCCAUCCCACCACAAAACACACUCAAAAAAACUUCAAUUCUCUCUUUUCUCUCUAAAAACUAAACCAGCAAAAAACUUAACAUCUUGUUUAAGAGAGUACAUAUAUAUAUAAUCAAACCAUAUAUAUAUAUUUCUUGAUCAUGUUGCGUACAUUGUCCGCGCUUAGGCAACAAAUCGCCACCAAGAGAAAGAGUCCAAAGGUCGCCGAUGAAACCAUGUUUAGUAACACCAACAUGGAUGCAUCAGGCAUGCCUAUAUACGCCCAUGACAUAAAUCGUACCACCCGGCGGCAACACCAAGCUUGGAAUAACGGACUCUCGGUUAUUUCUACCAUUGUUCGUAUCCCGUUUUCUAUCCUUUCUUGCUUCUCUCAACACCAUGGAAACCCCUCGGACGCUAUGUGGGUUACCGGAGAAAUGGUUAGAACUUCGUCGGAGAUUGAUCAUCUUAUGAUCAGUGACAGCAUGCGUUAUGCAAUUUUGAUGUAGAUCACACUCUUUUAUUUAAGUAGGUUUUUUUUUUUUUUUUUUUUUUUUUUUUUUUUUGGGUUGAGGGUUUCCAAGAGUAAAAUAUACCAGUGGAUGUAAGAGCUAUAUGAACUACCAGUGGAUGUAUUUAGUCUCUGUAAAUUCUAGCUAAUUAUCUUGGAAAAUAAGGGUUUUUUUUUUUCUUUUUUUUAAUCUUCAAAGUAUAAUGACUUUCGGUUUAAGCUUGGGUUGGAGUAGGUAAAGCACUUUUUUUUUUUUUUUUGGGUGGUCCAAUAUAUGAGAAAGCUAAAAUUGUAUUUGUACAGAAAUUAAAUGGAAACUAAAAUUUGUACAUAUAGCUUAACCAAAAAUGUAUUAGGAUGUCACAUAUUUUGAUAUUUGAUAUGCAAUUUGUAGGAGAUAUAUCCACAAUGAAAAGAUGAUAUAUCCAGAGUUGAUGUUUACUAAUAUAAAAAUCCGGUAUAAAUCUAAGUUUGAUGUUUAUCAAUGUGAAAAACCAAUUUCAUUA